Messenger RNA from Oryzias latipes (Japanese medaka), 3064 nucleotides. RefSeq names its product C-X-C chemokine receptor type 1. NCBI's taxonomy places the organism in Eukaryota, Metazoa, Chordata, Actinopteri, Beloniformes, Adrianichthyidae. Gene Ontology annotation, biological process: cell chemotaxis; calcium-mediated signaling; G protein-coupled receptor signaling pathway. Gene Ontology annotation, molecular function: C-C chemokine receptor activity; C-C chemokine binding. The record is from RefSeq and is a predicted model, not a curated record. Gene Ontology annotation, cellular component: membrane; external side of plasma membrane.
CCGUGUUAUUUUCACAGCUCUUCUGUUGAUAAAUUAAACAGUUUAAUAGCAUCUGCAACUUUUAAAUGGCUUUAUUUUGAAAAUCCUCACCACCGCCUGAUUGACAGUAGCCUUGUGUUUUGAAUAAACCCUCGACAGACUAACAUCUUUGUAGAGGAGACGCGCAUAAAGUGUGGUUUCGUUCUUUACGGUCGAAGUUUGCUUUAAAAGUUAGACGUAGAUUUUAUCAAAACUCUUCUUUACUUUCAGUUUAGUCUCAUCAGCUCGCCGUGUUUUGGUUACAGUUUUUGUGAAAAAAAUGUGUUAUUUUAUUCUGAAAAUGGCACAGGUGUGGGGAUGUAUCAUGUGGUGAAAUGUAAGCGAACAUUUUAAACGUUGUUUUUUUGUAGUUUGCUGGCGCGCCCCUUCACAGCCACAAGUGUGUAUAUCUACCAGCGAAUAUUGCGUUACGCUUUCGUUAAGGGCUUUCGGAUGAGUUACUUGUUGAAUCCACAGCCCACCUUCAAGUCUUCAAACUCAACCCCGGAAGCUGCUCCUGUUAAAGCGCUCAACAUGAACGUGCUCCUAGAUGGAAUAUUCAACAGCACCGACAGUUUUGACUAUGGAGACUACACUGACUACAUUUCUGAGGACAACGAUGCUGCUGCAGCCGCUUCUGUGCCAGUGCUGAUCCUAGUUGUUCUCUCCGUGGUGCUGAUCCUGGGUCUGUUUGGGAACACGGUACUCUUGGCAGCUCUGGCACUGAGGAGAAGGUUCUGGCGCGUAUCAGACAUCUUUAUCCUCCACCUGGCUGGAGCAGACCUCCUGCUUCUUCUGACUUUGCCCAUCCGAGUUGCACAGGUCGCUGGGUCUUCCGGGUCCUUUGGAGCCUUCUGCAAGAUCUGUGGGGCAGUUUUCCAUAUCAACUUUUACUGUGGCGUCUUUGGCCUGCUCUGCAUCAGCCUGGAUCAUUACUUGUGCACCAACCAUGCGGCCAAAUGGCGCUCUUUGCGGAGGCCCAGGUUCGCCGCUUUCUGCUGUCUGUUUGUGUGGAUCAGCUCGGUGCUCCUCUCCGUCCCUGACUGUAUGUUUCUGGCUUCUAGCAAGAAUGAAGACCAGAAACUCCGGUGUGAUUACAGCUACAGUCAGACCGCAACUGGUUCUAUGCUGGCGUCUCGAUUGUUCCACCACACAGUGGGCUUUUCACUGCCUGUCGUUUUCCUGAUGUUGCUAUGCUCGUAUUUCCUGUCAUCUCUCCUUAGCAAAGACAAAGACCUCCAGAGGAGGAGGAGGAGGGCUGUCAUAGUCAUCCUGUCUCUGGUGCUGGCAUUCCUUCUUUUUUGGCUGCCGUACAACAUCACUCUCAUUCGGGACACAUAUUUGAGAAAGAUCUCUCAUAGACAUCCUAAAAAACUAUAUCCACAAGAUUCAAUGGCAUCAGCUCUCCUGAUCACCUCGAUGUUUGGUUACAUUCACGCCUGCCUCAGGCCUCCGAUUUAUCUGUUGUGCAAAAAGUUCAGGGAUCAAGUAAAGAAUCUAAGCUUUUCUAAUGCUGAAAUGAGCGGGUCACUGUGGGAGCUGAGUGUGGAAGAGCCAUGUGUCCAGAGAGCAUCAGUAGAGGAGAUGAAGCCAAUGGCAGCCCAGCAGAGUCCGGUUCAGGCGCAUUAAGGGAGUUCCGUGUCGACUCAUCUUAGCUUUCAUUGUCUUGUGAUGGUUUGAAGCAGAUAAGUUACCAGAAAAACAAGACAGCCGGGCCUUCUGCCCAAGUUCAAGUGUCAAGUCUGGUUUCAUGUAGCUAUUUGACUUUUAGCAUCAUAGUUAUGCAUUUUAAUGGUAUCCAUUCAUCAAAAACAGCAAAAAGAAGUCACGCUUCACAUGUUUUUGCAACUGAGCACAGACUUGUAUAGAUGCCGGUUUUGAUUUGUUCUCAACAGACUUCAUUAUAACAUGUUUUAUUCUUCCUUUUAUGAACAGUCCAUGACUUUGUUUAAAACAUUGAGGACAGCGUAAAUUGCACAUUUUAGACGGCUUUUUGACGUUACUGAGGUCAUUUCCCCGCAGAGGAUCGGCUUUGUUUUACUUGACAGCUUGCUUUGGUUUAUGUUUUGCGUCACAGGUGAAUGACACACAGGUAUGUAAUGAUAGGUCAGGCAGACGGCAGAGAAUGUGGUCAAGGAAAAAGUAGACAAACAAGUCUGAUGUUUUCAUGCAGCUGUCUUUGAUUUAGUAUUAUUUGAAAGCCACCAACUAAAACAUAUGACUGCUCUCAGACAAGUAAUCUUUGAAAAGUCACUGUAGUUCGUAUCUCUUUCAACAGAACUUUACAGAAAACCACUGUUGAGUGUUAUGCAGAUAUACAAAUGAGCGAUGACUAAUGUUUCUCCAGAAACUCCAGCUAAACAGGAAGAAAGAAAGGUAGCGCUCGGCUCUCACCACUUCACUUAAAACAUGUUUCAGUGUUCAAUAACUAAAGUGUGAGUCUGACUACAGUCACAGAUACUCCUUCCUGUUGUUGAGGGAGCUUUUCUGUUUGGUGGAAAAAUGAAUCGUCAAGCUAACAAAAUGUGUCAGGAUAUUGUGUCAUUGUUGUACGCGGCAGCAUUACUGCUACUUGACAGCGGACAGCAAAGCUGUCACCAAGGUUGUAAUUUUGUUCAACUGCAUUUUGAAAUGCUAAAGGGAUUGAACAGACUAUUAGCGUGAACCUGACAGCUAGUUCCUCCUUUUAACCAGGAACAAAGUACUUAAUACCUUAAUCAUGUGUGUCAUUCAUCAGAUGUUCCAAAAUAGUUAGAAAAUCACGUUGAAUAAAAUGAAGAAAGAACUCUGAUAUCGUUUAAAGUGUUGUAAAUUGUGAUUUUUUUUUUUUGCACAGCAAUAGUUUUAUUUCCUGUCACCAUGAUGCACAGCUUGAAUCUAUAUGACUGAUAUGUGUUUGACUGUCAUGUUUCCUCACCUCUUUGUGCGACUUAUGCAGCUCAGAGAGCUGUUUGAGCGUAAACAGGAAAUGUUGUUUGGAUGUAAAACAAACAAAAAAUGAAGUUUAAAAAGAAAUAAAAACAGACACAAAACUUCUAAACUCUCA